CAGGCGUGCACAGGUCCGGAGUCCGCAGAGGGGUCUGAAGAGGGCUGGAGGUCUGAAGAGGGCUAGAGGUCUGAAGAGGGCUAGAGGUCUGAAGAGUUCGAUGACUCGGAGUUCUGUCGGAUUUCUAGGUUUCAAACGUUUUUCUUGCACCUCCUGAGGACCAGAUCAGAGACCAGAACGGAGACCAGAACGGAGACCAGAACGGAGACCAGAUCGGAGACCAGCAGCAUGUGGGCGCUCCAGCUGUUGGUGCUGCUCGUCCUGCAGGCGUUCACCUCCGCUCAGGAUGGGGGGGCCUCGGGGAGAUGGGCUCAGGAUGAUGUCAGCCUUCCGGAGUUCAGUGACGUGUGCACAGAGGGCAGCUGUUACCCGGCAACAGGAGACCUUCUAAUUGGCCGAGCCCACCAACUGUCAUCCACUUCCACCUGUGGAAGGAACCGCCCCGAACCGUUCUGCAUCGUCAGCCACCUGCAGGAGGAGAAGAAGUGCUUCAUGUGUGACUCUGCUUCGCCCUACGACGUGCUGACCAGUCCGACCAGCGGCCAUCGCAUCGAGAACGUCGUCACCACAUUCGCUCCCAACCGACUGAAGACCUGGUGGCAGUCUGAGAACGGUCUGGAGAACGUCACUCUACAGCUGGACCUGGAUGCCGAGUUUCACUUCACACAUCUCAUUAUGACAUUCAAGACAUUUCGACCUGCUGCCAUGGUGAUCGAGCGCUCAGCUGACUUCGGGAAAACGUGGCAGCUUUAUCGUUAUUUCGCCUACGACUGUGAGGCCUCCUUCCCCUCUGUUUCCCAGGGACCAAUGCAGAAGGUCGAUGACGUCAUCUGUGACUCGCGUUACUCCGACAUCGAGCCAUCCACUGAAGGAGAGGUGAUUUUCAGAGUUUUGAACCCAGUGUUCCGGAUCGAUGAUCCCUACAGCCCCAGAAUCCAGAACAUGUUGAAGAUCACCAACCUGCGGGUGAAGUUCACCAGACUGCACACUCUCGGCGAUAACUUGCUGGACUCUCGUAUGGAGAUUAAAGAGAAGUAUUACUACGCCAUCUUUGACAUGGUGGUCCGAGGGAACUGCUUCUGCUAUGGACACGCUGAGUGUGCCCCCAUCCACCAAGCCGGCCAGAGCACUGAGGGCAUGGUUCACGGUCAUUGCAUGUGUAACCACAACACUAAAGGUCUGAACUGUGAGAAGUGUCACGAGUUCUACCACGACUUGCCGUGGAGACCCGCCGAGGGCCGCGACACCAACGCCUGCCAGAAGUGUAACUGUAACCAGCACUCGUCCUCGUGUCACUUCGACAUGACCGUGUUCGUGGCUUCGGGGAACACCAGCGGAGGAGUCUGUGACGGCUGCCGGCACCACACGGCCGGACCCCGCUGUGAGCGCUGCCGCCCGGCCUACUACCAGCACCCCGAGAGGGACGCCAGAGACCCCGAGGUCUGCCAACCCUGUGACUGCGAGGCCCGGGGCUCCCUGAGCGGGGGGGCCUGUGACUGGACCACGGACCUGAGCACCGGCCUGGUGGCCGGGCAGUGCCGCUGCAAGGAGAACGUGGAGGGGGAGCGGUGUGACCGCUGCAGGCCGGGGCACCACGGCAUGGGGGAGGGGCCAGAGGGCUGCAAGGUGUGUUCCUGCAGUUCCGUGGGAACACUUCCUGGAGGAAAUCCCUGCGACAGUGAAACGGGAAGCUGCUUCUGUAAACGUCUGGUGACGGGACGAGGCUGUGACCAGUGUGUGGCUGAACACUGGGGUCUCAGUAAUGAUAUGGAUGGCUGCAGACCAUGUGACUGUGACCUUGGAGGAGCCGUCAACAACCAGUGUGACCAGGUGAGUGGUCAGUGCAUCUGCAGAAGUCACAUGUUCGGCCGACGCUGCGAUCAGGUGGAGUCUGGAUUCUACUUCAUCGCUCUGGAUCACUACACCUAUGAGGCAGAGGACGCCACGUUUGGACCCGGAGUGAUGGUGGUCCCAAGACCCCACCCUCUGGAUCGCAGUCCCACAUGGACAGGUAUUGGCCUGGUCAAUGUCCCAGAGGGGGCCUUCCUGGAGUUCUCUGUGGACAACAUCCCCCACUCCAUGGAAUAUGACAUCCUGAUCCGCUACGAGCCUCAGCUGCCUGACCAAUGGGAGGAGGUUCUGAUGACGGUGAUGAGGCCAGGACCAAUCAGAGCCGACAGUCGCUGUGUCAACACCGUGCCAGACGACGACCACCAGAUGAUCUCUCUCCAUCCCGGCUCACGGUAA
This is a messenger RNA of Pseudoliparis swirei, 2247 nucleotides long. Its product is annotated as laminin subunit beta-1-like. Gene Ontology annotation, biological process: basement membrane assembly; cell migration; substrate adhesion-dependent cell spreading. Gene Ontology annotation, cellular component: laminin trimer. The record is from RefSeq and is a predicted model, not a curated record. NCBI's taxonomy places the organism in Eukaryota, Metazoa, Chordata, Actinopteri, Perciformes, Liparidae. Gene Ontology annotation, molecular function: integrin binding; extracellular matrix structural constituent.